This is a messenger RNA of Closterium sp. Yama58-4, 3036 nucleotides long. NCBI's taxonomy places the organism in Eukaryota, Viridiplantae, Streptophyta, Zygnematophyceae, Desmidiales, Closteriaceae. The record is from the annotation of a GenBank genome assembly.
AUGGAGGAGGCGAGGGAGGAGAUGGAGCAGGUGAGGGCUGCUGCCCGCGCUGCUGCUGAUGAGGCUUAUGCUAAAGGGCGGGCCGAUGGGAGGAGGGAGGGGAGGGAGGAGGCGUGGAGGGAAGGGAUGGAAGAUGUGAGAUUGGAUGGGAGAAUUGCGGGGAGGAAGGAAGGGCGAGAGGAGGGGAGGAAGGAAGGGAGAGAGGAAGGAAUGAAGGAGGGGAGAGAGGAAGGGAGGAGGGAAGGCAGAGAGGAGGGGAGGAAAGAGGGAAGAGAGGAAGGGAGGAAGGAGGGAAGAGAGGAAGGAAGGAGGGAAGGGAGAGAGGAGGGGAGAGCAGAAGCGAUGCAGAUUGCACAGGAGGAGCUGGAGGAAGCUGCGAGGAAGGUGCGGGAGCUGGAGGAACGAGUGGCUAGAGCUGAAGACAUGGUCCUGAUGAACAGUAAAGAGAGCAUCACGACCAUAUGCAGCACUGGGGCGCCUCAGGAGGGCAUAAUCCGCGUUAUAAACAGUUCCAUGAGCAAUACCAUGGACAGUGCAAUAAACAGUGCUGUAGACAGUACCACGGGCAAUGAUGCAAACGGUACAGCUCCUGCUGUGGCUGCUUCUGACGUUGCAGCUGCAGCUAUGGCGAGUCUCAAGUCCCUGGAGGAACAAGUAAGAGAGGGCGAGGAGAGGGAGAGGGCGUGGCAGGGGAGGCUGGAGGCAGCAGAGGAGGCCAGGGAUGCUUUGCAUGCUCAGGCAGUGGCUGCAGCCGAAGCUGCCACUGCUGCAGCUGAGGCGGUAGCAGCAGCCGCAGAGAGUGAAGCAGCGGCAGGGAGAGAGGCGGUUCGAGAGGUGGAGAGGUUAAUUGGGGAGGAGAGGAGGAGGUGUGAGGAGUUGGGCAGGGAGGUGGCGAGGGAGGGGAGGAGGUGUCGGGAGUUGGAGGGAGUGGUGGAGAGGGAGAGGAGUAGGUGUGAGGAGCUGCGUAGAGAGGUGGAGAGGGGUAGGGAGAGGUGCAGGGAGAUUGGAGAAGAGUUGAGGAGGGAGAGGGAGAAGGGGGAGAGGGAGAGGUUGAUCGUGCAGCAAGAGAGGGAAGAGAUGGGGAAGGAGAGGGAGAGGGCGGAAAGGCAGACAGAGGAGGCUGGGAUUUUGCUGCAACAGUUUGAGCAGUUGGCUGCUGCUGUGGUUGAUUCGGUGGUGGCUAGGGUGAUUUCUGAAUCGAAACAAGAGGCUGGACUAGUGCUGCAGCACUUUGAAAACCUGGCUGCUGCUAUGGUUGAUGUGGUGGCUAUUAGGGUGACUUCUGAGUCGACUCGAGAGGCCGGGCUUAUGCUACAGCAGUUUGAGCAUUUGGCUGCUGCUGUAGUGGAUACGGUGGUGUCUGGGGACAAGGAGAAGGAUGGUGAGGUAGGGAGGGGUCUACAGCAGGUGAAGCGGGAGACGGGAGAGUGGAUGGAAGGAAGCAAGGCGGAAGAGAGGAGGGAUGUGAGGGAGAGUGAGGAGCUCAAGACACGUGUGAGAGAGCUGGAGGCCAGGAUACAGGACGCUUUUGAGAAGGAAAGGUACACAAUGGAUAUUGCAGCGGUUGCCUUGGAGUCAGCAGUUGGUGAGGCGGUUAGAGAGGCGGUGGUGGCACGUGCUAACAAGGAAGCGGAAGCGUCUGAGAGGGAGAGGUAUACGAUGGAGAUUGGAGCGGUUGCUUUGGAGUCAGCUGUGGGUGAGGCGGCUAGAAAGGCGGGGGCUGAAGCUUCGGAGAAAGAGAGGUAUAUGAUGGAAUUUGCAGCAGUUGCUUUGGAGUCGGCUGUGGGUGAGGCGGUUGGAAAGGUGGUUGCACGGGCUGAGAAGAAGGAACAGGAAGCUUCUGAGAAAGAGAGGUGUACGAGGGAAAUUGCAGAGGUUGCCUUGCAGGCAGCUCUGGUUGAGGCGAUUAGAAAGGCGGUUACACUAGCACGUGCUGAGAAGGAAGCGGAAGCUUCUGAAAAAGAGAGGUACGCUAUGGAAAUUGCAGCGGUUGUCUUGGAGUCAGCUGUGGAUGAGGCGGUAACACAGGCAGUAGCACGGGCUGAGAAGAAGGGAGAGGAAGCUUCUGAAAAGGAAAGAUGCACAAUGGAGAUUGCAGCUAUUGCCUUGGAAUCAGCUGUGGGUGUGGCGGUAGCACUAGCACACGCUGAGAAGGAAGCAGAAGCUUCUGAGAAGCAGAGGUUUACAAUGGAAAUAGCAGCAAUUGCUUUUGAGUCAGCUAUCGGUGAGGCUGUCACACUAGCCCGUGCUGAGAAGGAAGUGGAAGCUUCUGAGAAAGAGAGGUGUACGAUGGAAAUCGCAGCAGCUGCCUUUGAGUCAGCGGUGGGUGAGGCGGUAACAGUUGCACACGCUGAGAAGGAAUCGGGAGGUUCUAAGAAAGACAGGCUUAUGAUGGAAACAGUGGGGAUUGCGUUGGAAGGGGCAGUAGAGGCGGCAGUAAGUCAGGCUGUGGCCAAGGCAGAGGCUCGGAUGCACGAGGCUGAGAAACAGGUUCGGGAGAAGGUACGGGAGGAGCUCUGGGAGCAGGUUCGGGAGGAAGUCCGGGAAAAGGUUUGGGAGGAGGUUUGGCCCGAAGCUGAGCAGAGGGCUCGGGAGAAGCUGAAUGCUGCGUGGGCAGCUGUUGCCAAAGCCGAGGCUGCUGUGGAGGCUCGGACUGCAGAGCAGGCUGCUACCACGGCUGUAGCGGCAUCUGAAGCAGCAAAGGGGUCUGUGGCUGCAGGUGUAGCAGCGAAGGAAUGUGUAUCAGGCUGUGCAAAGGAUGAAGGGGGAGUGGGGCUGGAGGCAAGGAAAUGGAUGGCGGAUGGGGAAGGACCUGGGGAUGAUGGAGAGGGGGAGAUGGAGGAGGCAGGGGGGGAGGAGGAGGGGGAGCGGGAGGGGGAGGGGGAGGCGGAGGGGGAGGGAGAGAGGGAGGGGGAGGGGGAGGGGGAGGGGGAGGGGGAGGGGGAGGGGGAGGGGGAGGAAGAGGCGGAGGCAGAGGGGAGCUGGAGGGGGGAGGGGAAGGGGAGGGGGAGGGGGAUGACGUGGACAGCAUGUUAG